Messenger RNA from Schistosoma spindalis, 2116 nucleotides. The record is from the annotation of a GenBank genome assembly. Lineage: Eukaryota; Metazoa; Platyhelminthes; Trematoda; Strigeidida; Schistosomatidae.
GAAUUUUGAACGGAGCCCAAUUCAAACGCAGACAAUGGUGGGGUUUUAAGAUAUGAGGCCACAGAUAAACCAUAAAUCCAAUGUUUUGGAUAUCAAAUCGGAACUUUUUGACCUCUUACGACAACGAAAAAGCUUGACAGAGACACUGGGGGCAUUAGAACGUCAAAUAUAUCUGUUUGAAGGCAGCUAUCUUGAUGACACGGCUCCUUAUGGGAACAUUAUCAAGGGUUGGGAUAGAUAUUUGAUGUCCAGCUCAAACUCUUUGGUCACUGGUAACUCCAACUUGUCAUUUUCCAGAACUGUUGGGGACAAACGCGCUCGGAAAUUCCGAGAUUCCGAUCGUCUUUUCUCGAGGUCUUCAGUCACAUCAGUUUCAGUAAGACUAAUUCCUAACGAACUUUCGUUCUAGUCUUUAAAUUCACAGAAUGAAAAUGAUUCAGGCAAGUGUGCUUGGUGUAUAUACAUCGAAUUCUAACAUAUGAAAAUGUGGUGUCUUUGUAAGCUGUAAUGCUUUGAAACUGCAUAAUGAGGUCAACAUUUUUUUGUUCAUGAAUGACUAUUUUUCAACUCGCUUUUCGGUAUUCGAAUGCUUUUGCAGUCUGGUCCCGAGCUCCCAAUUUUGGGGAAAAUUGGACCCAUUUUCGGGAAAUUUUGGGGAAGCCGCUAUGGUAAACUUUGGGGAAAUUGCACAAAAACCCCAAUAUUUCUCAUUAACUUCGGUCGAGGUCAUUCGACUUUGGGGAUUUCCCCAAACACUGGUGAAGGUCAUUUGACUUCGAGAGUUUCCCCAAAGUUGGUAGCUCGGGGUUAACUUAAAUAAGUCUAGUUUUUCCUACCUACAUAGGGACUUCUAAAACAGUAUUCAGGAGUUCAUGUCACACUUGAACAAAGAUUCAGAGAAAUUGUUCUAUGCCUUUAAGAGAUUUCUUAUGGAUCGGCUUUAUGUUAAAUAAUUAGACAUCAGCUGAUACGUUCUUUCGGUUAAAACGCGACUAUUGACCGUGUUAUUAUUUUUCACAUUGGUUUUCAACAGUCUGUUGAUUAGUAACGAUGUUUAAGUUGCUGUAAUUAGCUUCCUUAUAAGUUGUAAGCUUUUUACAACGUCUUGAAAAGAUAUUUUGUGUUCAAUACUACUCCUGUUAUUUUCUCUCAACAUUCUCAUCGUUCAGUUCUUCCACAGUCAUUGGUUCCAUAAUUAUUUUAAAUCCUUUACUAUUUAUUACUUGAUCCAAAUAUUCAAAGUGAUAUGUUUUUGAAACUUAUUGGUUCUUUUUCUAGUCCAUGUGAUCUGUUAUUUAGCUUUUCUCAUUAACCCUAAUUUCGUAUUAUACGACACAUUGAAUUAAACGUAUGUAGUGUUCAAAAAUUUUGUCACUCAUCUUAGUUAAUAAUAAUGUACUUAGAGGGCUAGUUUACAUUAUGAUUUACAUCCAUAAUCUUUUUAGCGAUUUAUUUACGAAAUCUUCACUUCGCAUUCAAGUCCCUUUCCAUUGUUGACUGACCUUGUAUCAAGGUAAAUAUGAUUACUGUGACGAUAGUAUGAAUAAAAGUUCCUCUUGUUUCACUUUGAACGCUACAGCGAUUAAUAAGUAACACUACGUUCUGGUCAUUUUGCAAGUUUCUCAAAGUAAAUGUUGAGCAGUUAAAUUAAUUAAUAUUACUGUUUGGUUUACUCCCCAAGUAUCCAAAUAAUUUUGCGUUCUAAAUUUUCUAGGAGUUCCUCCCAAUCUACCUCCAGUCAAUCAGCUUAUUUCAGGACAUUACAACCAACCUUCUCCUAAUUUCAUGUCCAAUGGGUUUUCAGGGAAUCAGUUCUCCCAAAUUGGCAAGAGUUUUUCAGGUUUCAGUAACGCUUCACAAUCUGGUAAAAAGAAAAAAUCUAGACAGCGAUAGACUACUGAAAUGACUCAUAAAUUGGUUUCAGAAAUCUGUAUGAUAUGGACAGAUGAAUACCAGUAUUGUAAAACUAUAUGAAUUCCUCUGCUGUUUUAAGUACAGUUACACUCAAAAAUUACAUUUUUGCUAGUAUUCAUUUGUUUGGUUACAUUUUGUAAAAGUAUCCCAUCAACAUUGAUAUCUUUCCAACCUUUAUAGUCAACCAAUAUGCGUCAAACCA